GAAACACAAACAAAUAGGCUUUUGCUGUAUGUUGUUUUGCACAUACAUACUCACGGACAGAAAAACAAUAUACAACACAAACGAGUUUUUGAGGGUGAAACGUUCGAAUCGUAUUUGAGAGUCUUUAAAAUGAGUGUUGCAGAGAGAACUUGUAGAACCUGUGGCAAAGCAUCAGAGACCAUAGAGGAUCCCAAACUCUUUCCACUUUUCGAAGAAAAGCCAUCAGAUUAUGAGAAUGAGCUGAAAAUAAUUCAAGAAGAAUUUGAGAUAUGGAAUUUGGAUAUAGCAGAAAACGAUGGUUUACCUCAACAAAUUUGCCUCAAUUGUUUCGAUAGUUUUUGCCAAAUUCAUAAUUUCCGUGCAAUGUGCAUGGAAUCACAAAUGAAUUUCAGCGAAUUGUGUACGGGUUUGGAUAUAUUUAUAAUUGAUGAAAAAACCGAAGAAAAUUAUGAUAAUGAAUUUGCGGAAAAUAUACAAAUACAAGAGCAUUACACAUUUCCUGGUGAUAAAUACAAAAUUAAACCAUCUACUUCUCCAUUACCUUUACCACCGACGGACACAAAUGAUGACACAUUUAAAGAACUUCUUGAUUUUGAUAUAGAUGAUUCAAAACCUGAACUUCUCAAUGAAGAGAAUGAAAAGGAUAAAUCAAAUGAUCAAAUUCCUGAAUGUAAAGUCUUCAUCUGUGAAUAUUGUAUGGAAAUUGUAAGUUUCGAUGAUCCUGAUUUGCUGAAUGAUCAUUACAAUAAAUUACAUUCAACGGAUAUGCCCUAUCCCUGUCCCAAAUGCGACAAAUUCUUUGAUACAAAAGCCAAACGAAAUAGUCAUGCGAGAGUGCAUUAUGAUGAAUUAAUGGAAUGCGAAAAAUGUGGGAAAAAAAUUAAAGGUGACAAAAAACUUAUGUGGCAACAUUAUGAAAAUAGUCAUGUGGAAAAAGAUCGUCAAUGUCCUAUUUGUAAUAAAAAAUUUAAAAUGGUCCCUCUAAAAAGACUCAAUUAUCAUUUGCUUUGGCACAAUGAUUCAAGAUUACACAAAUGCAAAUAUUGUGAGAAGAAGUUCAUUCAAAGCACACAUUUGGCUGUCCACGAGAAAACACAUACCGGAGAAAGUCCAUUUAAAUGUCUACAUUGUUCAAUGACAUUUAAAAAUGCACAUCUUCUUAAUUGCCAUAGUCAAGUGCAUGGAACCAGGAAAUUUCAAUGUAAUCAAUGUCCUAGAAAGUUUUUCAAUCGUCAUGGUAUGAAUAUGCACAUGCGAACUCAUGGUGAUGAAAUUAAUAAACAUCCACGUUGUGAGAUAUGCAAUAAGCAAUAUCGUUCGAAAAUGAAUUUCCGUUUGCACAAUUACAAGAAGCAUGGUGCUGAACCUACAGAAGCAAUGCUUAAAGUUUUGAAAACACAACAAGAAAAACGCCCCAUUAUCAAACCAUAUAAAUGUCCUGAUUGUCCACAGACCUUUGUAUUGCAUACACAAUUAGUUAAGCAUUCGAAAACUCACACUGAGAAUAGGCCGUAUUCAUGUAAAAUAUGUUUGAAGGCUUUCAAACGACCAGCCCAUUUGAAAUUGCACAUGGAUUCGUUGCAUUUGAAAAAGAAACCACACAAAUGUUUGAUAUGCGGUUGGGGUUUCCCACAAAGAGCUAAUUUAACAGAACAUAUGGCUGCUAAACAUGGAGAUACAAAAGAUUUCAAAUGUGAUAAAUGUCCAAAGGAAUUUGCAACUAUAAAAUCUCUAAAAGUUCAUAAGAAAAUGCAUAAUGAGAAAAAUCCAUUUGUUUGUAAUAUUUGUAAUAAAGGCUUUAAGAUGUUGACUUUCCUAAAAACCCAUAUGCAUGGUCAUUUGCGGAGAAAGGAAGCCGACGUUGAAGCAGGUGAUAUAACGGAUAUUUUUGUUGAGGAAAACAUGCAAGAUCACAAAUCGGAUGAAGCAAAAACUGAUUUAGAAGAUUCAAAUUAGGAUGUACAUAUCUUACAGAAGAAAAAUUUAGAGAUACAAAAUUGUACAUUGUAGAAAAGUCUAGCCUUUACCCGGUUUCAGCGCAGACCACCUGAAUUUAUAUUCUAAAUUUUUAGAGGUUUUGAUGGGUCACAUUUCAUAAAAAAGUUCAGUUGCAUUUGGUUCUGACAAAUCAGACUAUCCGAAAAUUCAGAACUUAAGUUCAGGUGGCCUGCCUUGAUCUGGGUCAUUGAACUAAACGAGAAUUUAAAGAAGAUUAAUCUGGCAGAUAUGUGAGUACCCAAAGAGCUUAA
This is a messenger RNA of Episyrphus balteatus (marmalade hoverfly), 2249 nucleotides long. RefSeq names its product zinc finger protein ZFP2-like. Gene Ontology annotation, biological process: regulation of DNA-templated transcription. Gene Ontology annotation, cellular component: nucleus. Gene Ontology annotation, molecular function: RNA polymerase II cis-regulatory region sequence-specific DNA binding; zinc ion binding; DNA-binding transcription factor activity, RNA polymerase II-specific. The transcript is spliced from 7 exons. NCBI's taxonomy places the organism in Eukaryota, Metazoa, Arthropoda, Insecta, Diptera, Syrphidae. The record is from RefSeq and is a predicted model, not a curated record. The coding region runs from base 130 to 1956 and encodes 608 amino acids.